UGGAAAAUGAUGAAACAUAAGAUUUAUUCUUCGCGAUUUUCCCAUUUGGGUGGAUUUUUUCAAACUCAAAAAAUUUAAUAAUAUUAGCGAGAAAGCAAAAUUCAAAAGAAAACAUUUUCAGCAUUUUCAAUUUAUUGAAAAGAUACAAAAUGUUGCAAAUCAGUUAGUUUUCUUUCAGGAAACAACACGCACACAUUAUCAAAUUCUUACAUACAAUACAAUUGCAGCAGUGUGUGGGUAGAAAUGUUUCUUUGGCGUUUCACGCGAUAGAGUGACUUUCUUUAUUGAGUAAAAAUUUUUUUUUGGUGCAAAAGUCCGGAAAAUUUUGUGGGGAAAUUGUGGAAAAGACUGCAUUUAUUUUGCGUUCUGUGUAUGCUGUGGUGGUUCAUCUAUGCAAUACAAAUUAGCUGAAUACUGUACUGGUUGAAGAAAAAGUGCUGAAGCGCGUGGAUUUUGGGAUUUGAAGCACGCGUCUCGAAGGAAAAAAAAAGUCUCACCAAUUCGGCCUUUGCGUCCGAUGUCUAGUGGUUUUGCUGAAAAUUCCGUUGAUCCCCCAGCCGCCAAGAAGCGGAAGCUGCCUUCAACUGACUCGUCGUCGUCAACUUCCUCACACCAAAUGGCGAAGAAUAAUGGAUCGACUUCGCUUGAGCUCGAAGCUGGGCCCUCAACUGGUGACAUUGAUGAGGGUCUCUACUCGCGCCAACUCUACGUACUCGGCCACGAUGCUAUGCGCCGUAUGGCUAAAUCCGAUGUCCUCAUCUCCGGGCUUGGGGGCCUUGGGGUGGAGAUUGCAAAGAAUGUCAUUCUCGGCGGUGUGAAAUCCGUCACACUGCACGAUGAUCAGGUGUGCACGCUGCAGGAUCUCAGCUCCCAGUUCUACCUCACGGAGGCAACUGUGGGGCAGAAUCGUGCUGAAGCAUGCUGCCAGCAGCUGUCUGAGCUGAAUAGCUAUGUGCCCACAAAGUCCUACACAGGACCCCUAACUGAGGAUUUUAUCCGUCAAUUUCACUGUGUUGUCCUCACGGAAGCCACACUGGCUGAGCAGGAGCGCAUCUCACAAAUUACCCACAGCAGCAACAUUGCUCUCAUCAUCGGGGAAUCCCGUGGACUUUUUGCCAAGAUCUUCUGUGACUUUGGGGAGAAUUUCAUUGUCUAUGACAAGGAUGGAGCUAAUCCCGUCUCUGCCAUGAUUGCCAGCGUCUCCAACGAUAAGGAAGGCAUUGUUACGUGCCUCGAUGAGACACGUCAUGGUCUUGAGGAUGGAGACUACGUCACAUUCUCUGAGGUUCAAGGAAUGACGGAGCUGAACCAGUGCGAACCACGCAAGAUUACCGUCCUUGGUCCCUAUACGUUCAGUAUUGGUGACACAAGCACCUUCACGCCGUACAUCCGCGGGGGUAUUGCAACGCAGGUGAAAAUGCCCAAAAGUAUCAAGUUUAAGGCAUUCACAGAGACCCAGCAGGGCCCCCUUGUGGACUACGUUCACUUUGACUACGGCAAAUUCGAUCAUCCACAGCAGAUUCAUGUUGCCUUCAAGGCUCUGCAUGAUUUUGUAGCACAACACCAACGUAUGCCCACACCAUGGGGUGAAGCUGAUGCCAAGGUAUUCGUGGAGUUGGCCAAGAAGCACACUGAUGAGGAAAUUAAUGAGAAACUCCUCGAAACUUUCGCCAAGGUCUCUUCUGGAGAUCUCAAUCCGAUUAAUGCCUCAAUUGGCGGGAUAAUUGCCCAAGAAGUAAUGAAAGCAUGCACUGGGAAGUUCACACCGAUCUUUCAGUACUUCUACUUUGAUGCAAUUGAGUGUUUGAUUAAUUUAACCCCAACUGAGGAGGAUUGCAAGCCAAUUGGCUCACGGUAUGAUCGUCAAAUUGCCGUAUUUGGUAAGACGUUCCAGGAGACAUUGGGCAAUUUGCGGUACUUUAUCGUUGGCAGCGGUGCAAUUGGGUGUGAAUUGCUGAAGAAUUUUGCCAUGAGUGGCAUCGGCGCGGGGCCCGAUGGGAAGGUUUUCCUCACGGAUAUGGAUCUCAUUGAGAAGUCCAAUUUGAAUAGGCAGUUCCUCUUUCGUCCGCAUGAUGUGCAAAAGCCCAAAUCUGGGACAGCAGCUGUUGCUGUGAAGCGCAUGAAUCCGAAUAUAAAUGUUGUGGCACAUGAGAAUCGUGUGGGGAUUGAGACGGAGAAUGUGUACGAUGAUAAGUUCUUCAAUGAUCUCGAUGGGAUUGCCAAUGCAUUGGAUAAUGUGGAUGCAAGGAGUUAUGUUGAUCGUCGUUGUGUGUACUACAGGAAGCCACUCCUUGAAUCGGGGACUCUUGGGACAAUGGGGAAUAUCCAAGUGAUUGUCCCAUAUCUCACGGAAUCGUACAAUUCGAGUCAGGAUCCACCGGAAAAGAGUAUCCCCAUUUGUACAUUGAAGAAUUUCCCAAAUGCAAUUGAGCAUACCCUUCAGUGGGCACGUGACAUCUUCGAAGGGGUUUUCAAGCAGGCAGCUGAGAAUGCAUCGCAGUACAUUUCGGAUGCAACAUUCAUUGAUCGCGUCAUUAAAUUGCCUGGGUUGCAGCCACUUGAAAUUUUGGAAUCCGUUAAGGCAGCCCUAAUUGAUGAUAGACCCCAAAAUUUUGAGGAUUGCGUGAAAUGGGCACGUUUCCACUGGCAGGAGCAGUAUGCAAAUCAAAUUCAGCAGCUUCUGUACAACUUUCCAGCUGAUCAGAUGACAUCGAGUGGUGAACCAUUUUGGUCGGGUCCAAAGAGGUGCCCAACCCCAUUGGUUUUUGAUCCCAAUGAUAGCCUCCAUCUCAGCUACAUCUAUGCCGGAGCUAAUCUCAAAGCCGAAGUCUAUGGUAUCCCACAGGAGCGCAAUAAGGAUGUGGUUAAGAAGAUUGUCAGUGGAAUCCAUGUGCCACCAUUUAAGCCACGUUCAGGGGUAAAGAUUGCCGUAACCGAUGCAGCGCUUCAGGAACAAAAUGGCAGCGAUAACAUUGAUCAUGAUCGCGUGAAGGAGAUCCUUACGGAAUUGGGGAAGUUGAGUAAGGUGAAUUAUCGCAUAACACCGUUGGAAUUUGAAAAGGAUGACGAUACAAAUUUGCACAUGGACUUCAUUGUGGCUGCAUCGAAUUUACGUGCGACCAAUUAUAAAAUUCAACCGGCCGAUCGUCACAAAUCCAAAUUAAUUGCUGGCAAGAUUAUUCCUGCCAUUGCCACCACAACGUCCGUCGUGGCGGGUUUUGCUGUUCUCGAACUCUUCAAAUUGGCUCAAAAUUGCAAGGAUCUGUCGGCAUACAAGAAUGUCUUCACCAAUUUGGCAUUACCGCUGUUUGCGCAGUCUGAACCGAUGCCAGCACCAAAGAACACGUACUACGAUAUUGAGUGGACACUGUGGGAUCGUUUUGAGGUGACUGGUGAGCUGACACUGGCGGAAUUCCUCGAAUACUUCAAGAGGGAGCACAAAUUGGAGAUUACAAUGCUGUCACAGGGUGUGUGUAUGCUGUACUCCUUCUUCAUGCAGAAGGCUAAAUGUCAGGAAAGGAUGGUACUGCUCAUGUCCGAGGUGGUGAAGAAGGUGUCCAAGAAGCGCAUUGAACCUCAUGUGACGGCAUUAAUUUUUGAGAUAUGCUGCAAUGAUGAGAGUGGCAAUGAUGUUGAAGUUCCAUAUGUUCGAUACACUUUGCCGUAAAAGUUACUUAUAUAUUUCAACAAUAUGAUUUAAUCACAAAACACAACACCCUCUCCUCCCUAAUUUUUUCUAUUAAUUAAUUAAAAAAAAAUAAAUAAAAGAAAUCAUCAAUGAUUAUAUAGAGAAAACAUAAUACUAUAAUUAUAAAUUUGCAUUCACACAGAGAUUUAAAAAAAUAAAAAUAAAUAAAAUGAUUCUUAUUCUGAAGGAAAGUGAUUGUAAUGAAAGAAAAGAAAAAAAAAACAGAUAGAGAAAAUUAACAAAGAGAAAAGAUUUUUUUGAAGCACUUAUUUAGUUAAAAAAAAAUAUUAAUCUACAGUAUAAACUUAAAAAAAAAAUAAACAAAACAAGAAUAUCCUUUAUUUUGUAUGAGAAAAACAAUUUAUUUAUUAAGUAAACAAAAAAAGGAAGCCUCACGAGGUUUUUUUUUUGAGAAUUCUUUGAAAAAAAUUUGCAUUAGCAUUGUAACACAUUAUUAGAUUUAUAUCCUUUUAUUUGUUUAGUUUUCUUUUUUUUUUUUGAAUUUGUGUCUUUUUUCUAAUUGAAUUUAAUAGGAUAGAAAUGUAAGGAUUUCACUAAAAAAAAUGCUGCUAUAUCGAGGAGCGAUGAAGAGUUUUCAAUAAAGUUCUGGUGAAUUGAUAAAAAAAAGAAA
Messenger RNA from Lutzomyia longipalpis, 4319 nucleotides. It is a transcript of the gene Uba1, whose product is annotated as ubiquitin-like modifier-activating enzyme 1. Gene Ontology annotation, biological process: protein sumoylation. NCBI's taxonomy places the organism in Eukaryota, Metazoa, Arthropoda, Insecta, Diptera, Psychodidae. The transcript is spliced from 5 exons. The record is from RefSeq and is a predicted model, not a curated record. Gene Ontology annotation, molecular function: SUMO activating enzyme activity. Gene Ontology annotation, cellular component: cytoplasm; SUMO activating enzyme complex. The coding region runs from base 518 to 3667 and encodes 1049 amino acids.